Molecule: messenger RNA, 1315 nt
Organism: Brassica oleracea var. oleracea
Lineage: Eukaryota; Viridiplantae; Streptophyta; Magnoliopsida; Brassicales; Brassicaceae
Product: cardiolipin synthase (CMP-forming), mitochondrial
Exons: 8
Coding region: 91-1110 (339 amino acids)
Biological process (GO): cardiolipin biosynthetic process
Cellular component (GO): membrane; mitochondrion
Molecular function (GO): cardiolipin synthase activity
Source: RefSeq, a predicted model, not a curated record
ACCCUCAAGCAGCGAAAACCUAGUCGUCCCGUCACCGUAACCAAUUCGAAUUCCAAUUUAACGAGAAAUAAAAUAAGCGUUAGAUGAUCGAUGGCGUUCUACAGAUCUCUAAGAAAGCUUGCUGAAACCAAUCCCCUUAAAAAGUCCAGACCAUUCUUCACCGCCGCCGCAGCUUCCGGCGGAACCGUUUCUCCGAUCGCACCGUCGUUUUCGCCGCUGAUCCCACAGUUCACGAACCGGUUGUCUCCGCUUUCGAAAUGGUUCGUACCUCUCCACGGACCUCUGUUCCUGUCUCCUCCUCCUUGGAAACUGCUCCAGUCCGCGACGCCUCUUCACUGGCGAGGAAACGGCGCCGUUUUGAGGGAGGUGGAGGCUCUGAGUGUUAGAUUGGAUCGGAUUAGGAGAAGAACGAGGUUAGGGUUACAGUCUGUGACACAACACGUGGAUGAUAAUUAUUUGGCUAAGGAGGAAGAUGGAAGCAGAGGAGGAGGGAUAAUGGAGAGUUUUGUGAAUGUGCCGAAUAUGAUAUCUAUGGCACGAUUAGCAUCUGGUCCUGUGCUUUGGUGGAUGAUAUUGAAUGAGAUGUAUACUCCUGCUUUCGUAGGGUUGGCUGUUUCUGGAGCUAGUGAUUGGUUAGAUGGUUACAUGGCUAGGAGAAUGAAGAUUGAUUCUGUGGUUGGCUCUUACCUUGAUCCUCUUGCUGACAAGGUUCUUAUUGGAUGUGUUGCAUUAGCAAUGGUGCAGAAGGAUCUUCUUCAUCCUGGGCUGGUUGGAAUCGUGGUGUUCCGUGAUGUUGCACUGGUCGGCGGAGCGGUAUAUCUAAGGGCAUUAAACUUAGACUGGAAGUGGAAAAAAUGGAGUGAUUUCUUCAACCUCGAUGGUGCAAGCCCCCAGAAAGUAAAACCAUUAUUCAUAAGCAAGGUGAAUACAGUUUUCCAAUUGGCUCUAGUCGCUGGUGCACUCCUUCAACCUGAAUUUGGGAAUCCAGAUACACAGACAUGGAUCAAUUAUCUAAGCUGGUUAGUUGCUUCGACGACUAUGGCUUCAACAGCAGCUUAUGGAGCGCAGUACAUGAAGAACAAACCUAUCUCCAUGAUUAAGAGAUCAUAGUAACAUUGACUUACUUAACACACUGGCCGCACACCGGAAAGGCCUGAACGACUCUUACUGUUUCCAGAAAUCUGCAGCUACUUUUCAAUUUAAAAAAAAGGAAUGUGCGGUUAACAAAUGAAGCCUGUGAAUGAGAAACGAUGUCUUUGUCUUUUUGUUGUAAAAAGAGUUGGGCUAUUGGUUUCUUUUCUUUUUGUUCUUCCUA